AUGCAGGAGUGGCGAUGUCACCCUACCAAACUUUCGGAUAUAGAGUUGUACCUGAACGAGCGUAUUCUGGAUCUGAACACCAGCAACCGAGAGUUGACCUUCCAGGACUUGGAAGGACGAGAGCUUUGGAGACUUCCAGCAGAGGGCCAGGUGACGCUCGAUCCGGAACUGCCCUUCAAAGCGAUGAUUCACCUCAGCUCAGGGCUUAGAACGGUGUCGAAGUCUCGGAACGCGCUGGUCAGUCAAGGCUUCAAGAGGAUCGUGAGUCAGACACCUCGGUUCUUCGAGGCCACUUGGGCCACCAUCCUGGUGGGGAGGCCAACCCUUUGCCUGCUGCUGGGGGAGAUUUCCGCCUGGUCGCCCGGAGCCCAGCGGAGCCCCGUGGAGCCUUGGCUUGAAGACGUGGCCAGUUUCAGUUUGAGCCCUCGCCCCGGCUCCAAGGUGGACGAGGGGCUUUUCAUCGACAGGCCAGAGAUCGUGGAGGCCAGGCAGCACUUUCCCUCAAGAAGAACAGCUUGCUCCGCUUUUGCCUACGUUUCGAUAUGCGAAGCGGGUGGGCAGGGAAACCGUUCGGUCCUGAUCCCGGCGGCGGCGACUUGCGGUGACUACAACUUCAGCUGCGGAGAGGGUAGGCAGCUGAUCGACAAUUCGACCUGGUACAGGUGUGCCGACCCAGACGCCUGCUCAGAGCUGGACAACGAGACCUGCUGCGAGGAUAUGCCGUCGACAACCAGCAGCUCGACGACCACGGAAGCUCCAUGCGUGCUCAACGACACAAACUGCAGCAAUGAAACUCUUGAACUUGGCCGGCGGCUCAUGGGCCCCAUGAGCCCUCCGAUGGAUGUGACGGUUCUGGAAGCUACCUUUGACAUUCAGGUGCUGGCAUCACCCGUGUUUGUGCUUCCCAUCAAAGUCUGCGAGACGAGGUACCAGGACUUGCACAACCGCACUGCGAGGAUCUACGUCAACCUUCAGGUUCCGGUGAACGUUCGCGGGCGGCGAGUGCCGCAGGAAUUCGAGGCCAUGUGCUCUUUCUUCGGUUUGCGCAGCGGCAUGACCAAUUCCGAAGCUUCCUUUCUGCUGGUCUCGCUGCUGGCUGGGCAUCUGGCUUCGUGUGUCGAAAGCCCGGCACCAAGCCCUGCAGACAAGACAGUGGUAUUGCUUGUCGAUGAGCUUGCCUUCCACAUGCGCUUAGCUUUCGAGACUUGCUCUUUGUCCGCAGAUGGUGAAUGUCCGAGUGAGCGCACUGCCAGCCCUCCGUGGCUGCCGGGGAAGGAGGAGCUAGCGAAGAUCGCUGCAGGGAAGCGACCCCUUGGAUUUUACUGUCUUCGCUCGCCUGCAGAUGAGCGGGCGAUGGUCCUCUGCGAGCUUCAAACGAAGGAGGACGGGAAGCGUUGCUUCCACAUUCCUGCAUCCAAAGGCCUUGAGCAGUUUGAGGUGGAAGAACUGCCCUUCUCUGAGGGAAAGCUUGGAGGGCAUCUGUGGGAUGGUGGCAUCCUCAUGGCCAUCUGGGCAGCGCAGAGAUGCGACGCACUGGCCGGACACCGAGUGUUGGAGCUUGGCUCAGGUGUGGGGCUUCUGGGAAUCGUCUUGGCGCGAUGUUGUGCUGCCUCCGUGGUUCUUUCAGACUUCGGUCCCAAUGAGAGUGCAGUGGAGGUGGCCGAGGACAAGGAUCGUCUCAUCCCACCGUUGCUGCUGUCGAAUCUGCGGGACAAUGUUAUGCGCAACAGACUGAGCAAUGCUGAAGUUUGGCAUUUGGACUGGCUGGACUUCCUCCGAGGCCGGGAGCCGACCGAGCGCUUCGAGCGAGUUGUUGCAGCUGAUGUGGUCUACUAUGCUGCAGAUUUGCCUGCGCUGGCAUCUGCCAUUGCUGCACACUUGCUUCCAGGAGGCCUUGCCUUCGUCGCUGUUCCUCGCCGGCAGUGGCGCGGUGCGCAGGCCUCCGAGCGCAGUACCGCGGAGGACCUGGUGAAAGCGCUGGAGCCUUUCGGUGAGGUGCAGGUGGAGGAAUUCAUCGGGUACUGCUGCACCCUGGAGGAGCAUCCUGUCGCAUUAGUCCAGCUGCAAAGAUCAGCUGACUGA
Molecule: messenger RNA, 2082 nt
Organism: Symbiodinium sp. CCMP2592
Lineage: Eukaryota; Dinophyceae; Suessiales; Symbiodiniaceae
Source: the annotation of a GenBank genome assembly